CGCAGGACUCGCGACCAAACAUCCACCGAUCAUGGUUCUCGAAUCUCCCCCCGAGUUGGGGAGCAUACACAAUAUAGUCGAAUUCAUGGACAAAAUGCCAGUGCCGCAGUCCGAUCUCGAAUUCUUUUCGUCCAUCCCGUACGUGAAACAUUAUCUGCAGGAUCGGGACUCGCCGUACAAGCCUGCGGCGUUCUACUCUGUAUACACAAAGCCGAAUGAUCCCACGGCAGACCUUUUCUUUGCACGUACGAUUGCCACGGAGGACACGAUACCACACCGUCUCCUGCUGAUGAGGAAGGGGGUGUGGCCGUUGACGAACCCGGCGGUGGGCGCAAGCAACGCGAAGCAAAGGCCUUUCGCAGCUCCUGAAACGCCCGAAAUCAUCAUCUUGUACGACCUCAAAGCGGGCAUGAACGGCUUUGCCAACACUGCACACGGGGGGGCCAUGUGUGCUUUGCUUGACGAGACCUUGGGCAUGUGCGCCGAGGUGCACCGACAGACGCAGUUCAAGGACCAGAAGACGAUGCUGUACACCGCGCAGCUCAACACGAGCUUCCUUGCGCCUAUAAAGACGCCCGGCGUCGUGAGGGUCAAAGCAUGGAUGCUUGGGCGCGAGGGAAGGAAAUGGAAAUUGAGGGCGCAAAUGGACGACUGCCAAGGCCAAGUUUUGCUCGAGACGGAGAGUCUGUGGAUCAGUACAAAGGAAGAGGGCAAUCUGUAAGCGGGAUGUCUGCGUUUUAUGGGGAUAUAAUCACGCGAGACAAGGAGCAAGUUGAGGAAAAACCUUCCCAAGCCACCCAUACUUUUCCAAAUGUCUAGCGUCUUGGAGACCCAGCAGGUCGGCUCGAAGGAAAACAUCCGCAAGAUUCAUGUGUAGCUCUACUCUAGCUCUGCCUGAGCAGUGGCAUUAGUUAGGGUGCAGAUCGUGGAAGCCUAACGUUGCAGCGAGAGACGUCUGACCCAGAUUAUAACUGUACAG
Messenger RNA from Verruconis gallopava, 979 nucleotides. RefSeq lists its product as uncharacterized. The transcript has a single exon. The record is from RefSeq and is a predicted model, not a curated record. NCBI's taxonomy places the organism in Eukaryota, Fungi, Ascomycota, Dothideomycetes, Venturiales, Sympoventuriaceae. Bases 32 to 721 code for a protein of 229 amino acids.